Messenger RNA from Naegleria gruberi, 1514 nucleotides. RefSeq lists its product as uncharacterized. Gene Ontology annotation, cellular component: cytosol; nucleus. Gene Ontology annotation, biological process: glycosaminoglycan biosynthetic process. NCBI's taxonomy places the organism in Eukaryota, Heterolobosea, Eutetramitea, Acrasida, Naegleriidae. The transcript has a single exon. The record is from RefSeq and is a predicted model, not a curated record. Bases 29 to 1486 code for a protein of 485 amino acids. Gene Ontology annotation, molecular function: UDP-glucose 6-dehydrogenase activity; NAD binding.
AAAAUUCACAUCAACAACAAAAUACACAAUGCAAACAUCAAGCACACCUCUGAUAGUCAGUAAAAUCGCUUGUAUUGGUGCCGGGUACGUCGGUGGACCAACAAUGACAGUCAUUGCCAACAAAUGUCAUGAUAUUCAAGUUGUCAUCUAUGACAUGAAUCAACACAGAAUUGAUGAAUGGAAUAGUGAUCAUUUGCCAAUCUAUGAACCUGGCUUGGAAGAAUUAGUAUUCGAAAGAAGAGGUAAAAAUCUUCAUUUUACAACUGAUUAUGCUCAAGUUGUUGAUGCUGACAUUAUUUUCCUUUCGGUUAACACACCAACUAAAUAUUAUGGUGUUGGAAAGGGUAGAGCAGCUGAUUUAAAGUAUAUUGAAUCAUGUGCUAGACAAUUGAGAGAUACUAUUAAAUCAGGAAGAAAGAUUAUUGUUGAAAAGUCAACUGUACCAAUUAGAACAUCAAUUGCUGUAAAGAGAAUUUUGGAGAGUGGUGACAGUCAAGCUCAAUUUGAUAUCUUGUCUAAUCCAGAGUUUCUUGCUGAAGGAACUGCUAUUUCCGAUUUGAAUGCUCCUGAUAGAGUUUUAAUUGGUGGUGAAUCUGAUUAUGCUAUUCAAGCAUUGUCAAGUGUUUAUGCCAGAUGGGUUCCAAAGGAAAAUAUCAUUACUACUAAUUUGUGGUCUAGUGAAUUGAGUAAAUUGGUUGCUAAUUGCAUGCUUGCUCAAAGAAUUUCAUCAAUGAAUGCCAUUUCUGCAUUGUGUGAAAAGACUGGUGCUGAUGUUCAACAAGUUUCAUAUGCAGUUGGUAAGGAUACAAGAAUUGGUGCUAAAUUCUUGCAAGCUUCUGUUGGUUUUGGUGGAAGUUGUUUCCAAAAGGACAUUUUGAAUUUAGUUUACUUGGCAGAACAUUACAAUUUACCAGAAGUUGCCAAAUACUUUUAUGGAAUUAUUGAAAUUAACGAUUAUCAAAGAGAUAGAUUUGCCAAGAAGGUCAUUCACAAGUUAUUUAACACUGUUUCAAAUAAGAAGAUUUGUAUCUUGGGUUUUGCCUUCAAGAAGAAUACAUCAGACACUAGAGAAUCAUCAACCAUUUACAUUUGUAAAUCAUUGUUGGAAGAAAGAGCUCAAAUUUGUAUCUAUGAUCCAAAAGUUACUGAAAAUCAAAUGAGAUACGAUUUGAAGAGUUUGAUGAAUGAUUCCUAUGGAGGUGAUUUCAGUGCCAUUUCUGAAACUUCACCAGAAAGUGAACUCGUCUCUAAGAAUGUCAAAGUCUUCUCUGAUCCAUAUGAAGCCAUGGCUGAUGCUCAUGCUAUUCUCGUUUUAACUGAAUGGGAUGAAUUCAAGACUUAUGAUUAUCAGCGUGUCUUUGAUUCCAUGAAGAAACCAGCUAAUUUGUUUGAUGGUAGAAAUAUUCUCGAUAGAGAACAAUUGGAACAAAUUGGAUUUGAAGUUUAUCAAAUUGGUAAACAAGAAAAGAAUCUUGCCGAUUGGUAAUUUCUCAAUAAAUUAUAAUUUUAUACUC